AUGUCUCACCCAUCAAGGAGACCGAAGGUUAGCGGCACGUCUCGUCGAAAGGCUGAUAGUCAAUCUCAGCCACAAUCCCAUUCGUCCCACCGUUACGCCACUGGUCUUUACUAUACUUCCCUCGUAUCUCCGCUACCUUCUUCGCCUCCACUACUCCCCAAGACUCCUCCUAGACGACCCGUCGCUAUUCCAACUCACCCGAGUCCUCAAUCUACGCCAACGUCGAAGACUACUACAGACAGUGCCGCGGCAACCAUUUUCUCGGACUCUGCUUCUUCCGACUCUGCUUCUACAGCAUCGACGUCCGUGGAGGAACCUUCCAUCAUCCUUGGAGCGACGCGGACGAGAAAGAUCAGUUCUGCACAAGAGGUAGCAGCCAAAUGCCGGGCAGUUUGGGCAAUGCGAGACAAGCUUGAUAUGCGAGCGAACAAGUGGGCUAUGGACGAUGCGCCGAGAUGGGGAGCUGUGGGCUUGAUGGGUGGUCUGGCGCACGGGUACCGUUCGGCGGGUUCGUCAGAGGGUUCGUCACCGUCGUCGAAUGCCGAUGCCUCGGUGGAUGUGGACGAGUAUAUGACGUCUAUGUCGGAGGAUACGAGAGACCCGACAUUGAUGGAUUAUCCAGCACCGCCCCAAUUGAAUCUGCCGAUAUCGGCAAACCAGCUACCACCGACGGGCAUUCCUUGGCCUGUUUCGAGAUAUUUGUUGUCUCAAGCGACGUCGGAGGUCAAGGAGAACCGGGGCCUUUCCGCAAUUGACACUUCGGUAUCACCCAGCCACAGCAGUUCGCCACCUUCUCCCAAAGCACGGCGACGUCAGUCUAGGGUCGAUGGUCUUGAGCGAGUUAUGGAGGAAGCGACGUUAGCGAUGAUCCGUUCUACUCGUCCAGACGGUCGUAUCGAGUGUCCGCGCCACGACUGCACUGACCUUCUCAAGUCAGUCAAGGCCGUUGCCCUACACCUGCACAUCCACGAUAUACAUGAUCGGUUAAGCCCCAAAGAGUUCCCAUGCAAUGCGUGUGGCGGAACUUACGAAUCUCCCCGAGAGCUGCGUAUGCAUGACUGUGGUCGACAUCGUCAAGCCGCCCCCACGGGCAACGCUCCAGCCGCCGCAACCCUCGGACACGUUAACUUGAACCUUGGAAUAUCGCUACCUCUGACUAUUCCUCUGGGCACGCCAAGGCGGGCGAUAUCUGUGGGGGCUGCUGGGAGUGGAGCGGGUUCGGGGCCUGGGGGAGGGAAUGGGAGCCAGCAUUGGGGACCGCUGAGAGAUGGGUUGAAGAGGAUCGUCGGAAGGGCUACAAGGAGGCAUGACCCCUUAGGCGCAGGCCAUUAGGUCCCAAUUUACCGCUAUCUCACGAUCCAAUCAUCGACUACAAGGCGACACGACGACACGACCUACCCACCGCGACGCCACUCUACGAAUGAUACGCACCGUGCACGAUCUAUUUAUGAACGGUACCGCAAGCCUGCUACGCAUCCAUACACCACGCAUCCA
Molecule: messenger RNA, 1494 nt
Organism: Stereum hirsutum FP-91666 SS1
Lineage: Eukaryota; Fungi; Basidiomycota; Agaricomycetes; Russulales; Stereaceae
Exons: 4
Coding region: 1-1332 (443 amino acids)
Source: RefSeq, a predicted model, not a curated record